Penicillium nucicola is the source of this 909-nucleotide messenger RNA. Its product is annotated as LYR motif-containing protein. Bases 1 to 909 code for a protein of 302 amino acids. The record is from RefSeq and is a predicted model, not a curated record. The transcript has 3 exons. NCBI's taxonomy places the organism in Eukaryota, Fungi, Ascomycota, Eurotiomycetes, Eurotiales, Aspergillaceae.
AUGCCGAAGGCGUUAGUUCCAAGUCAUUUUAGUGCUCAUCGCUUUGCCUGUUUCGCCCUCUAUCGAGCGCUUCUCCGGCAAUGUCCCGCAACCAAUACAACAUCAUGGCAGGGUGAAAGCAGGUCUCUUGUGAAGAAGAAUUUUCGGCGCUUUCAGAAAUUGCAGAGCCCAUCUCAGACAACUAAUGCUCUAAAGGCAGGCUAUGAGGCUCUAGAUCUCUUCUCAUCUGCCUCUGAGGGCAAUCGCCGCGAUACGCAUCAGAUUAUGACCUUGCUCGCCCAACACAAGUCCCAUAAAGAAAAACAUGCAGCAAUGCAACGAAAAUCCAGGCCCCCAAAGCCUGUCAAACCUUUGUCGGCCAACAAUGCUCGAAAGGCAGAGUCAAUGCGCUUCCAGCAAGAUACUGCCAGACGGCAUCCAAAUGCUACACCGGUGCUAUCGCGGCCUCGGCCACUAGGGUCCCUCGGAGACAAGAUACGAAAGGUCCCAGUCCUCGUCAAUGCGCGCGGAAUCCCCCUUCUACGCUUCAAGAAGCCACAACCCAGAAACCUGAGUGGCACACUCCGGAAAAAAAUGCAUAACCGUUGGGUCUGGAUUAUGCGUCGGGAGAGGCUACAACUUGAUGUACUAUUCGCCAGAGACGAGGAUGAAUGGGAUCGUAUGACCCAGGCCAGCGAGCGAUCCACAUGGGUUCAGCCUGUGCAAGAGUCUCUAGACGAUGUUUGUGACAAGGUCACACGCUGGGAUAUGAAAAACAAAGAGAAUGCGGAGAGUAUGUGGCGCGUUGUACUGGCCGAAAGAGCUUUGGCGGAUGAAGAAGCAAGGCAAAGGCAGGAUGAAGCAAGCCAGGAACUGGACCAAGCAACCUCGACGCAAGAGGAAACAUACCAAACGGAGCCAGGGCGGUGA